AUAACGGCAAUUUGUAAUUAUCUACAUUGAACAUUCUUCUUUAGCUAAAGGCAACAAUAAUCAAAACUUGUAAAACAAACAAACACAAAAAAUUCAAUAACUGUCUCACCAAAGACUCACAUAAUCAAUAACUACCCACUACCAUAAAAACCAACAAUUACAGUCAAAAACCCAAAACAACCCCUUAAAACGACAUCGUUUCACUGUUUCCACAUGACUCCAACUGACAACUCCAUUUCCUCUCUUUACAGUUUAAAAACCCCCAAAAAUCUCCACUUUCCACCUUAUUCCCAAUAAAAAAAAACACCCCACUUUCUCUCUCCUCCCUCCACCACCAAUGCCACCGGAAUUCCCCACUGCGCCGCCGCCUCAACCACCGCCACUUUAAAAAUUAAAUUCCAAUUCCACCCUUAGUAUCAAAAAUGGCGCCAAAACAAUCGGCGGCGACAAUGUCACGUGAUCUCCGGCACCGAGUACUCACGUGCAUGACAAAACUCUCCGACAGAGACACACUCCCGCAAGCAGUGUCGGAGUUAGAGUCUAUCAUUCCGACACUCACCACUGAAACAUUCUCACUCUUCAUCAAUUCUCUCUCCUCCACGUCAGCCGCCGACCGUUCCGCCGUUCGUGUCUCCUCCCUCAAACUGUUAGCUUCUCUCUCUUCCUUCCAUGGCGUCGUGUUAUCUCCUCACCUCCCUAAACUCAUCUCCGCCGUCGUUCGUCGUCUCCGGGACCCUGACUCCGCCGUCCGAUCUUCCGCCGCUGUAACCACCGCCUCAUUCGCUCGCCAUGUCAGCAUCUCUCUCUCCUCCAUUUUUAAACCUCUCGCUGAUUCUCUCUCCUCCGAGCAGGAGUUCGGGGCGCAAUCGGCGGCUGCCAUGUGUCUUUCCGCCGCAAUUGAGGCGUCUCCGGCGGUGGAGAGUUCGCAGUUGAUGAAGGUGUUGCCGAAGUGGAUGAAGUUGGUGAAAUGUGACGGGUUUAAGGCGAAAUCGUCGUUGAUUUUGUUGAUGAAGAGUUCGAUUAGGGUUUGUGAGAUUGGGAAUUGUAAUUUGUUGAGAGAUUUGGUUAAUUGUUUUGUUGAGUUUUUGAAAUCUGAGGAUUGGGCUGCUAGGAAAGCGGCUGCUGAUGCGUUGAAGGAGAUUGCAAUGGUGGAGAGAGAAAAUUUGUCGGAGAUGAAGGUUUCUUGCUUGAAGAUAAUUGAAUCCAGAAAAUUUGAUAAGGUGAAAGCGGUUAGAGAAUCGAUGAAUCAAGCGUUAGAGGUUUGGAAGGAAGUUCCUGAUGUUUUUGAUGAUGGAUCACCACCUCCUAAUUUUCAAGAAUCUUCCAGAGAAAAUGCUAGUGAUGGACUAUAUCCUGGCCGAUCUAAAACUUCUAGUGCAGUUGACUCUAAUAACACUCCUCAAACAAGCAGAAAACGUUUUCCACUUAGGAAGUCAUCCCCAUCUGAUAGUGCUUUGAAAACCACGGCUAGAAACAGAGGUGCUCCUGAUGUUACAGGGAAGAGGUCAAGCCCACCAGUUUUCAGGAAGCUUGAUUGCAAGAAGUCUUCUGAUGUGAACACUGAUGCUACUGAUCAUUAUGGUUCAUCUGGUACUCCGGCUUAUGGAGAAAAUUCAGUGGGAGAUGAUGAGGGCACUCUACGAAGAUCAGAUGUCAGACAAUCAAAGCAUGAAACUAAGCGAGGUCUUUUUAGCAAGAAUUCUGGUUCUCGAGUGAUGCCAUAUCCUGAGGAUGACUCUGAAGCUACUGUAACUGUCAGCAAUUCCGCCACAGAUGUUUGUAAACACCACAAAGAUUUUGAGGAUCUUUCUCUUAUCCGUAAGCAGCUUGUUCAAAUUGAAAGCCAGCAGUCCAGUUUGAUGGAUGUACUGCAGAAAUUUAUUGGAAGCUCACAGGAUGGUAUGCGUACUCUUGAGACUCGUGUGCAUGGCCUAGAAAUGGCCUUGGAUGAUAUAUCCUAUGACUUGGCCAUGUCAACUGCAAGGAUGUCCUCUGCCGAAGCCACAAGGAGCAGCUCAUGUUGCUUGCUGCCUGGUCCGGAUUUUUUGAGCUCUAAGUUUUGGAGGAGACCUGAUGGUCGUGGCUCAACCUCACGGUUUUCUUUUGGUGGCACCACACCUUCGAUUUCUGCCAUGCGUACUAUGGCUAAUAAGAGGCCUGGCGAUACAUUCGGACUAGAGAAUCGGAGGUUUAGUCUCCGGGGUCCCGGGGAGUUAUCAUGAAUCCUUUGGCUGACAUUCAUGGUGAUUCAAGGGGAGCUACAGAGGUGUCAACUAGCCGAGUAUUAAGGAGUGUACGUAAUGUUGCUUGACAUAGUGAAUGGUCAUCAGUAUUCCAUUUGGUAGUUUAAAGGUGAGCGGAAUACGGACUGGCUACUCCAGUAAGCAACUCUAGCAAAUGGUACAUGUGUAACUGUUGACACCGCGUAAAAAAACUGAUUUAAUCAAGUUGAUUAAACUAUAUUACUUCCUCUUCUUUUGGUUUCCGGCGUUAGAGGAAGUCAUUGGUAAUGUUACCACAGAAGCUACUUUUGCGAUACACAAAUAUUGGAAAUUUGGAAUGUGUUUAUAGAGAAGAUUCUUUUUCCCUUGGUGACCUAGGCCAUUCUCUAGUCAGUAUACUACUUCUCGUGUUUGUUCGUUAUUUGAUACAACUACUACUGCUUAAUCUAUGUCGAAGUUUGAUGCUGUGGUGCUGUGUUUUAUUGUUUCACGGUAUCAUAGCUAAUGGGAAAGCAUUCUAGUUUGGGUUGUUGUAGCAGAGUAUUUUUGCUCUAAGCAAUGUAAUAUAGCUUAGACAGUUUAUUUUGUUCUGUGUAUAUAUUGUGCAACUAUUCCUAGAGAUUAGUAAAAUGGCUAACUAUAUGAGACCGGCUCGUUGAUUAAA
This is a messenger RNA of Chenopodium quinoa (quinoa), 2886 nucleotides long. RefSeq names its product TORTIFOLIA1-like protein 4. The transcript has 5 exons. The record is from RefSeq and is a predicted model, not a curated record. Gene Ontology annotation, molecular function: microtubule binding. NCBI's taxonomy places the organism in Eukaryota, Viridiplantae, Streptophyta, Magnoliopsida, Caryophyllales, Amaranthaceae. The coding region runs from base 423 to 2222 and encodes 599 amino acids. Gene Ontology annotation, cellular component: microtubule.